Molecule: messenger RNA, 3573 nt
Organism: Menidia menidia (Atlantic silverside)
Lineage: Eukaryota; Metazoa; Chordata; Actinopteri; Atheriniformes; Atherinopsidae
Source: the annotation of a GenBank genome assembly
ACUUUCCUGUAAUGGCGGAUCAGGCAGAGAACGAGACUAUCGGGUUCAACGACAACAGAAUGGCGCAGCAGGCGGUGAGGUUCCGUAGCCCUGCCCCUGCUCCAACAGCAGCGCCUACCCAGACUCCAGUGUUACGAGGCCCCCCGCCACUAUUAAGGCCUCCCCCACCUCCUUUUGGAAUGAUGAGGGGACCCCCACCAAGACCACCGUUUGCUCGUCCUCCCUUUGACCCCAACAUGCCACCCAUCCCUCCACCAGGAUCCAUGCCACCACCCAUUGGUCCUCCUCACCUUCAGAGACCUCCAUUCCUUCCCCCUCCUGUUGGUAACCUACCACCUCCUCCAGGAAUGUUAUUUCCACCAGGGAUGCCCCCUGUUCCUACAUCUGGAAACCCUCCACUCAACCCUGCAGAGGAGAUCUGGGUAGAGAACAAGACCCCAGAGGGAAAGGCAUAUUACUAUAAUGCCCGGACCAGAGAGUCGUCAUGGAGUAAACCAGAAGGUGUCAAGAUCAUCCAACAGUCUGAACUCAACCCUCUUCUAGUCGGGGGGGCUGCAGGUUCUGGUCCAAGUGGGGGGGUGACUGUGACCGCCAGCUCCAGCAGUGGUAACACUACAGCCAGCACAGCCUCCCCCACCCAGGCCCCGUCCUCCACCCCGUCUCGCACGCUCACCUCCAGUCCCGACUGCGUCACCACUCUCUCCCCUUCGGUGACCAUUGCAGCCUCCAUUGUAGCAGACCUCGCCCCUGUUUCCACAGUAACCUCAACCGUUGCUGUGUCGCCGGUCACCGUGGUGACUGUCUCCACGAUGCCAUCACCAGUCACGGCAGUUCAGACUGUGCCUCUCCUGCCGGCCGCCCUGCCUCACAGCGUGGCCCAGCCCACCGCAGCCAUACCUGCCUUCCCCCCUGUCAUGGUGCCACCCUUCAGGGUGCCUUUGCCAGGCAUGCACAUUCCUCUACCAGGUGUAGCAAUGAUGCAGAUAGUAGGUGCGCCGUGUGUAAAGGCAGGCCCCAGCUCCAACGGCAUGCUUCCUGGUAUGGGCCCGCCCUUGGUCUCCAUGAUGCAUCCCCAGCUGUCACUUUCAGCAGCCCCUGCCUCCAUGGCUGGAUCACUGCAGCUCCCUGAGUGGUCAGAGUACAAAACAGCGGAUGGGAAGACUUAUUACUAUAACAACCGCACGCUGGAGUCCACCUGGGAGAAGCCACAGGCCGUGAUUGAGAAAGAAAAAGAAGCGGAUAGGCUCAGAGAGCGUCUAGCCCAGGAGGAGGCCGAGGCCAUGGAGAUGGAGGAUGAAGAAAACAAAAACGAAAACGCUAAUAAUGUGAGGGAGGAGCCUAAAGAAGAAGAGAUGACUGAAGAGGAAAAGGCAGCCCAGAAGGCCAGACCCAUAGCAACCAACCCAAUCCCUGGCACGCCUUGGUGUGUAGUUUGGACGGGGGACGAUCGUGUGUUCUUCUACAACCCCACAACGCGGCUGUCCAUGUGGGACCGUCCUGAGGAGCUGGUUGGUCGAUCCGAUGUUGACAAGCACAUCCAGGAACCGCCGCACAAGAGAGGUCUGGAGGAUAGCAAGAAGAUCGCGAAAGAGGCAGAUUCAGAGAAAGAGGCAGCGAUGGAGGCAGAGCUCCGAGCUGCCAGAGAAAGAGCUAUCGUACCACUUGAGGCCAGGAUGACCCAGUUCAGAGAAAUGUUGCUGGAGAGAGGGGUGUCUGCAUUCUCAACUUGGGACAAAGAGCUUCAUAAAAUAGUGUUUGACCCACGUUACCUCCUGCUCAACCCAAAGGAGAGGAAACAGGUUUUUGAUCAGUAUGUGAAGACGCGAGCGGAGGAGGAGAGGAAGGAGAAGAAGAACAAGCUGAUGCAGGCCAAAGAUGAGUUCAGGAGGAUGAUGGAGGAGGCAAAGCUGACACCAAGAACAACAUUUAGUGAAUUUGCUCUGAAGCACGGCAGAGAUCCACGAUUUAAAACCAUCGAGAAGAUGAAGGACAGGGAGGCUAUCUUUGUGGAAUUCGUCACCACGAUGAGGAAAAGGGAAAAGGAGGACUCCAAAAGUAGGGGAGAGAAGGUAAAACAAGACUUUUUUGAGCUGCUAAGCGACCAGCACAUAGAGGGAAAUCAUCGGUGGAGCAAAGUGAAAGAGAGGCUAGAGACCGACCCCCGAUACAAGGCUGUGGACAGCUCCGCACUCAGAGAGGAGCUUUUCAAGCAGUACAUGGAAAAACAAGCCAAGAGCAUCGACAUUGACAAGGAAAGGGAGUUGGAGCGGCAGGCUCGCAUCGAGGCCAGUCUCAGAGAGAGGGAGCGGGAGGUCCAGAAGGCCCGAUCAGAACAGACCAAAGAGAUCGACCGAGAAAGGGAGCAGCACAAGAGGGAGGAGGCCAUCCAGCAUUUCAAAGCACUCAUGUCUGAUAUGGUGCGCUCUUCAGAUGCAACGUGGUCAGAAACCCGCCGCAACCUGCGGAAGGACCACCGCUGGGAGUCUGCGUCCCUGCUGGAGAGAGAGGAGAAGGAGAAGCUGUUUAACGAGCACGUAGAAGCGCUGGCAAAGAAGAAGAAGGAGCACUUCAGACAACUUCUAGAUGAGACCAGCAUGAUCACUCUGACAACUACGUGGAAAGAAGUGAAGAAGGUCAUCAAAGAAGACCCUCGCUGUAUAAAAUUCUCUUCCAGUGACAGAAAAAGACAGCGAGAGUUUGAAGAUUACAUUAAAGACAAAUACAUUACGGCCAAGGCUGACUUCAGGACCCUGCUCAAGGAGACAAAGUUCAUCACAUACAGGUCAAGAAAGCUGAUCCAAGAGUCAGAGCAGCAUCUGAAAGACGUGGAGAAGAUCCUUCAAAACGACAAGCGGUACCUCGUUCUGGAAUGUGUUCCUGAGGAGCGCAGGAAGCUCAUCAUGUUCUACAUUGAAGACUUAGACAGACGCGGACCACCGCCUCCCCCCACCGCAUCCGAGCCCACUCGACGCUCGACCAAGUGACCAAAAUCAUAACCUUCUCGGCCAAUGCCCUACUCCUCCUUGCCCUCCAUUUGGCCAGAGCAUGCCCUUCCCUCAGCAUCCCCCUAAACCCCGGCCUCGUGGCCCACCACUGGCCUUGCAGUGUUAUCGCUGGAGGUUAUAUUGCUUAGAGAUGUACCAUAGAGAUGAACGGUUGAGGUCUCUGUGUUACGUCACCUCUUAGCCCUGAAGUAGCCCUGCGUUGGUAUGGCAACACCAGGGAAUAGAGGUUACCUGAUCGGAAGGUGACCCAUGACCUCUCAGCUCUGACUGACCACAAGAGGGAGAGGGAAAGUGAUGAGGCGGCUGCUCGGGCAGCUCCACACGUGCAAGGCAACUGAUGUAAAUGAAGAUGAGUGUGAGAGGUUGUGCCUACGUAUGAGUGUAAUGCACGCACGUUUGAGUUUGUGUGCAUUUGUCUGAGGCGUCCUUAAGCCUUACAGCUCCACUGUGCCAGUCAUUGUUUCAGCGGCUCAGUGUGAAUGUUAGUUUCAGCUCAGUGGUUUACUCCGAUGUCACAGCAGUUUCUCUGUUGAAUGAAAUAAAGACAACUUCCACUGUUUUUUCAACA